CAACUUCCGCUAAGCCGCGAAACAGUGACAUGCUCAUCAGUCGCAAAGCAAUAACAUGUAAAUAAAAAGAGAAAUAGAACAUCUUUUUUAUUGCAUUGGUAAACGCAUGGUGAGAGGAUGAGCUCCGCAAGCAAGGUUGGGGAGAUCUUCAUAGCUGCUGGGGCAGCUUUUAACAGGCUUGGUGAGCUGACCAUGCAAUUGCAUCCUGCAGCAGAACCUACUCCAAGCAGUGGCAAAUGGACAGAUGCAGAGAUUGAAAUGCUGAGGAAAACAGUGAAAAGAUUUGGUGAAGACCUGGACAAAAUCAGCGAUGUCAUUAAGUCAAGAACAGUUUCUCAAAUAAAAGCUCAGCUUCGUAAGAAAGCUUAUGAAGAUGCUGGACUGCCAGUCCCUGCAGAAGAGAAAUCUCCAAAGAAAACUACACAGAAGCAGCAAGCUUCCGGAAGAGGAGAGCCUCAAGCAAAGAAACAGAAGACAGCUGAGGUAACAUUGAGUGCACUAAAUGCACCCGAGGGUGAUGUUGAUAUAGAGGGAAUUGGGGACCCUCAUCCCAGGAAACUAGAUUUUGAUUCAGACGUAGAUUCCAGCAUGCUGUGAUGAACUGAAGACCAGAAAGAUGUAAUCACAGUAAAUAACAGUGCCAGUCUGUGCUAGAAGGGACAAUAAAAGCUUCCCUCAACUGAGGAGGUUAUGUUGUCAUCAAUUUGUUUGUUUGAUAAUGGAAUAAUAUGUCUUGAAAUGUUUUUCCAAAUUUUGUCUCUUGUUGAUAUGUUGCUGUAAUGAGAUUUUUCCAUCUAUCAGUGGAUUUCCAACUUCUUGGGAGCCAAAAAUAUCAUUUUAGAGGUCGAUGCAGAGGGCCCCCUGGAUCUCAAGCCACAUUUU
This is a messenger RNA of Lingula anatina, 882 nucleotides long. RefSeq names its product BPTF-associated chromatin complex component 1. Lineage: Eukaryota; Metazoa; Brachiopoda; Lingulata; Lingulida; Lingulidae. Gene Ontology annotation, cellular component: MLL1 complex; NURF complex. The record is from RefSeq and is a predicted model, not a curated record.